AUGGUUAAGGCCGAGCAGAAGUCAUUUGGACGCAGAGAGGAUGAAUGGAAGACAGAAGCUCCUGUGCUAUCCUAUCAGGCCAUGUGGGAGAACGAGAUUCAAGUCUAUGAGCUGCAGAAAGGCGAUUCUGGCCUGGGAUUCAGUAUACUAGACUACCAGGACCUCAUGAACCCAGGGCGUACUGUGAUAGUGAUCCACUCUCUUGUAGCAGGCGGCUUGGCAGAGAGAGAUGGCCGCUUGUUGCCAGGUGACCGGUUGAUGUUCGUGAACGGGACUGACUUGAGCCACGCGAGUCUGGCUCAGGCCAUUCAUGUCCUGAAGAGCACUGCUUUGGGCGCCGUACGAAUCGGAGUCACCAAACCCUUACCGGAAAAUGACACUCAGGACACAGGAGCUGAUGUAAAAGGCAACUGCCACUCAGAACAUAACCAGCACGGCACUUUGCAGACAAAUUCCCACUCUCAGAACAGCAAGAUGGAGGCUGAUGCUAAACAUGUCACCAUCCCCUCAAGUGGCUAUGAGAGAACCAUAACUAUAGUCAGGGGAAACUCCAGUCUGGGAAUGACAGUGAGUGCUUUAAGGGAUGGUUCAGGCAUGAUAAUCCGCUCUGUGGUUCAUGGCGGCUCGAUCAGUAAAGACGGGAGACUGGCAGUGGGCGAUGGAAUUGUUGCCAUCAAUGGAGAAUCCACCACCGACCUGACCAAUGCACAAGCCAGAGCGAUGCUACGCAGACAUUCACUGAUCGGACCUGAUCUCAGUGUGACUUAUGUGCCUGCUGCCUUCCUGGACAUGCACAGGGCCAGCUAUGCCCAAUCAAAAGAGGAAAUAGAAUUACACAGAACAGCUACUGUCCAACCCAAGCACUCACAAAAGCUGCCUUUUACACCCCUAGAAUGCAUUUCUGAACAACAAAGUACAGUGGAUGGUAAAGGAGUGAAUGGAAAGACCCAAACUGAAGAAGAGAAUGAAGGAAUAGAUAACCACGCUCAAAUUAAACAAAGAGAAAGCAAUGAAAGACUGGAAAGAGACAAAACGGUGAUGAAUGAAAGACCGGUCUUGCAGAGUGAGAACGGGCAAAGACGAGGGAGAGAAAAAGACAGACGAAAAGAUGAAGAAGAGACGCAUGGGAAGGAUGGUAGUCAGCCUAGAAGAGUAACAUUAUUCAGGGCUGGGGGCACGUGUCUUGGCUUCAGUGUGGUGGGGGGUCGUGGUAUGGGCAGUCGACUGAGCAAUGGAGAAAUGAGACGAGGCAUCUUCGUAAAACACAUCGCAGAGGACAGUCCAGCUGCACACAACAGCACUUUGAAAGAAGGAGACCAAAUUCUUCAGGUUCAAGGUGUAGAUGUGAGUGAUUUUACUCAUGAAGAAGCCGUGGAGGCGAUCCGUAGAGCAGGAGACAAAGUAGAACUACUAGUACAGAGUCCUCAGUUUUCAGCUCCUGACAACUGCUCUGAAGAUGAAAAUGUGUCCAAAUCAAAUUCUCCAAAUCAUCAGCGUACAGAAGACUGGAAGUUGGGGAAGCCUCCACAUUUAGCUCCCCCCUUCCUGAAACUGCCCUCUAGGCAAGUCGACACAGAAACAGAUGGAGUGCAGAGGGUUCCAGAGAGACCACCCCUGCCAGAAGAGGCUGCACAUCAUCACAGCGAGCAGCAGCAGGCCUCUUACUGGAGCCGCAUGCAGCAGAGGUAUGGCAGUCUGCCUGGAGAGCUGCACAUGUUUGAUCUGGACUGUGGCUCACACAGCUCUGGACUGGGAUUGUGUUUGUCAGGAAACAGAGAUGGAGCUCGUGGUAGAAUGAGUGUGUAUGUGUCAGAGCUCAAACCAGACGGGGCCGCUGUGGCAGAUGGUCGGGUCAGAGUGGGAGAUGAACUACUGGAGAUAAAUGGACAAGUGCUGUAUGGACGCAGCCACCAGAAUGCAACAGCAAUCAUCAACAAUGCUCCAGCUAAAGUCAGGAUUCUGCUCACAAGGAAUAAAGCUGCACAGAAACAAAUGACUACAGGACCAGUAAAGGAGGCAAUGGACACACACACACACAAACAAAUAAACUAA
This is a messenger RNA of Sinocyclocheilus rhinocerous, 2052 nucleotides long. Its product is annotated as multiple PDZ domain protein-like. Gene Ontology annotation, molecular function: protein binding. The record is from RefSeq and is a predicted model, not a curated record. Lineage: Eukaryota; Metazoa; Chordata; Actinopteri; Cypriniformes; Cyprinidae. Bases 1 to 2052 code for a protein of 683 amino acids. The transcript is spliced from 15 exons.